UGAGACACAUUCUAUUCAUUUGAUUCAUUUCGUAUUGUUUCAAUAUUUCGAUUAGACCCAUUCACUCCACACGGCGGCAACAAGGCCAACAAGUAAAUUAACGUUGUUCAACAUGUGUGGAGGUUGGGCCUGUUGUUCUUAUAACCUUGCGGCUUGCAAUCCCCGCCUCUCCACACUGCGCUAUACGGGACGCUGCUUUGCGCCCACCCCGUGCGGUCCCUGCGAUAACUGCUCGGCUUGCGGGGGCGGUUGCUGUGGUGGCGGGUGCUGCGGUGGCGGGUGCUGUUAAGCCAUAGUUGCCGGAGUCGAGUGGCGAAAAGUUCAGAUCUGUUUCAAAACAACUCACAAAAAUUUCACACACAAGCUACGUCCUGGCAUUUUUGGGUAUCUUCGACAUCACGUCAAAAUGUGUGGUGGCUGGGCCUGCAUCUCCUACAAGUUGGCGG
Messenger RNA from Scaptodrosophila lebanonensis, 446 nucleotides. RefSeq names its product keratin-associated protein 17-1-like. The transcript has 3 exons. The coding region runs from base 113 to 289 and encodes 58 amino acids. Lineage: Eukaryota; Metazoa; Arthropoda; Insecta; Diptera; Drosophilidae. The record is from RefSeq and is a predicted model, not a curated record.